GCCCAGGUCAGCUCGGAGACCAGCUUGGAUUGGUCUGCUCAGAACUAAGGCCAGUGAGGACCACCUCCUGGGCCGACCUGGAUUCCUCCCACGUGACACGACACUGCAGUCCAGUGAUGCGCUCCCCUGUUGCUCUCUUCCUCCUCCUUCUCCUCGUGGCCUCAGGGACUGAAGCCUUUCGGAUCUGUGCCUUCAAUACCCAGCGGCUGACCCUCACCAAGGUGGCCAAAGUGCUGGACACCCUUGUUCCGAUUGUGGCUCGCUGUGACAUCAUGGUGCUGCAGGAAGUAGUGGACUCUUCGGGCAGUGCCAUCAGCCUCCUGCUUCGAGAACUCAAUCGCUAUGGUGACUCGGGGCCCUAUGAAGCCGUGAGCAGCCCUCUGCUGGGGCGCAGCUCGUACAUGGAGAAGUACGUGUAUAUCUACCGGAAACUCAAGACUAAGAUCCUGAAUCAUUAUGUGUACAAUGACAAAGAUGACCUCUUCGCCCGAGAGCCCUUUGUGGCCCAGUUCACACUACCCAGCAAGGUGCUCCCCAGCCUGGUGCUUGUGCCACUACACACCACUCCCAAGGCGGUGGAGAAGGAGCUGAACGCACUGUAUGACGUUUUCCUGGAUGUCACUCAGCACUGGCAGACUGAGGAAGUCAUUCUCCUUGGGGACUUCAACGCUGACUGCGCUUCGCUGAGCAGAAAGCGCCUGAAUGAGCUGGUGCUGCGGACUGAGGCGGGUUUCCAGUGGGCUAUCGGUGAUGAUGAAGACACCACAGUGCGGGCCAGCACGCAUUGUGCCUAUGACCGCAUUGUGGUGCAUGGCCAGCACUGUCAGAGCCUGCUGCGGGCUGCCAAGGCCUUCUCGUUCCCCAGCAGCUUUGGGCUCACGGAGGCAGAGGCCCUGAACAUCAGUGACCACUACCCAGUGGAGGUGGAGCUGAGUGGGACAGCCACCAAGCCACAGUCCCUGGGCCUGGCAAUGCUGCUGCUGCCACUCGUUUCCUUGCGGCUGAACCCAGUGGCCUAAUGCUGCCCAC
This is a messenger RNA of Suncus etruscus (white-toothed pygmy shrew), 1029 nucleotides long. RefSeq names its product deoxyribonuclease 1 like 1 (gene DNASE1L1). Bases 117 to 1019 code for a protein of 300 amino acids. Gene Ontology annotation, cellular component: nucleus. Gene Ontology annotation, molecular function: DNA nuclease activity. Lineage: Eukaryota; Metazoa; Chordata; Mammalia; Eulipotyphla; Soricidae. The record is from RefSeq and is a predicted model, not a curated record. The transcript is spliced from 8 exons. Gene Ontology annotation, biological process: DNA catabolic process.